Molecule: messenger RNA, 1533 nt
Organism: Penaeus indicus
Lineage: Eukaryota; Metazoa; Arthropoda; Malacostraca; Decapoda; Penaeidae
Product: peroxidasin homolog
Exons: 12
Coding region: 1-1533 (510 amino acids)
Cellular component (GO): neuron projection
Source: RefSeq, a predicted model, not a curated record
AUGGAAAAGCCACAGUUCCUUGAGCCGAUCAGCAACGUGACGGUGCCAGCCGGCAGGGACGUCCGCCUGGCAUGUGUGGUCGACCAUCUCGGGUCCUACAAGCUCGCCUGGAUUCAGCGCGACCGCUCGGCCAUCCUGACGGUGGGCAACCACGUGAUCACGCGCAACAACCGCAUCGGCGUGUCGCACGACGGCCACCGCACGUGGUACCUCACCAUUAAGGACGUGCGGCAGGGCGACGCCGGGACCUACAUGUGCCAGAUCAACACCGAGAUCGCCGUCAGCCAGGUCGGCCACGUCAGCGUCGUGGUGCCGCCCUACAUCAAGGACGACAUGAGCAGCCGCGACGUGAGGCUGCAGGAGGGCGCCAGCGUGAUCUUGGCGUGCAGCGCGAGAGGCUCGCCCGUGCCCACCAUCAAGUGGCGCAGGGAAGACAGCAGCGAAAUCCAGGUCAACGGCACCACGGCCAUGCUGGAGGUGCCCGGGCCGCUCCUGCAGCUGGCGCAGGUCAGCCGCACCGACAUGGACGCCUACCUCUGCAUCGCCACCAACGGCAUCCCGCCCUCCGUCAGCAAGCGCAUCCAGGUCGAGGUCAAGUUUCUGCCGACGGUGAACGUGCCCCACCAGCUGGUGGGCGUCCCGCUCAACCAGGAAGUGACCAUCGAGUGCUACAUCGAGGCCUGGCCGCCCGGCCUCAACUACUGGAAGAGGCCCAAUGGAAUCGAAGUGCUUCACUCGGACAACAAAUGUUUAGUUUUUGGUUUCCUCCGCGACGCCUGGUGGCUGGAGGAAAGGAGGAAUUUCGGGGCGGCAUUCACGAAAGGCUUGGAUUGUUCUCUACGAUUGUCUGAGAGGACGACCGGCGCUAUUUGUGAGAAAACUGAAGUAGACAAGAAGGAAAUGUCCCAGUUAACAUACGAAGUCAAGGAGAUCCCGGGCUCCCAGAAGUACAAGACGCACAUGCUGCUCACCAUCAAGUCGGUGACGAAGGCGGACAUCGGCGAGUACAACUGCAUCGCCAACAACAGCCAGGGCGGCGCCGAGCAGGUGGUGCGGGUGGCCGCCUCCGACCCCAUGCCGCCCAACAACCGCAACGCCCUGGAGAAAGGUUACGAAACGAAAGACGGCGCGUACGGGAAGCCCUCGCUGUCGGCUGUCAACUGGAGCAAAGACGCCGACUCCUCGACGUCGACCAAAGACGACUACGACGACCUGCUCUCGUCGUCCCAGAGGACCUUCAAGAACAAGCAGCGCCAGGCCAAAAAGAGGCUGCAGCACGCCGACCUAGAACACGACCACUUCUUCCUCCUUAUCACCAUGAAAGACGCACAGAUCUUCUCUAUACUUUAUAGCCAUAUUGUGCAAGACAGGUUCACUGCAAAUACUCGCCAGGACUGUUUGCAAAUUAUUCUCAUGAGACUGGUUGAGGCACCUGAAUCACCAAAUACAUUCGAUGGUAUUUCGUGCUCUAGUGUGUUGCACCUCGCUUCUCUGUGGCCGACAGGAUUUGCCGCUCGGAUGAGAAGGAACUAA